GUUUGCGCGACCGUCACUCAGUGGCCGCUGCCCAACACUCCGCCAUGGACCGCACGCCCCUCGUCGUCGCCCUGCUCGUCGCGGUGCUCGCCGCCACCGUCGCCGCCGGCCCCGUCCUGGAGGCCGUCACCGAGCCCACGGAGCAGGAGCCCGUCACCCUGGAGCGCUACAUCGAGCAGGUCAAGAGUCAGCUGCGCGCGCUGCAGAAGAAGCGUAUCAUCGCCCACGACGGCUCCGAAAACGAGGUGGGCAAGUUGAUCUCGCUGCUGGAGAAGCUGUCGGCGGACGAGCAGAAGACGCGCGGCGUGGAGUGCGACGACAAGAAGUGCGCCGAGCACUGCCAGACGAGGCCGGGCUUCAACACGGGCUACUGCAACCACUACCGCCUGUGCAGCUGCUACUACUCGCCCUACGUCACCCCGGCGCCGCCCACCGACUGCCCGCGAUGAAGCACACUGCGAUACGAUAACGCCAUUUGAAAGGAACAAUUAUACCACGACGCCCGAAACAA
Molecule: messenger RNA, 511 nt
Organism: Frankliniella occidentalis (western flower thrips)
Lineage: Eukaryota; Metazoa; Arthropoda; Insecta; Thysanoptera; Thripidae
Exons: 2
Coding region: 45-449 (134 amino acids)
Biological process (GO): defense response
Source: RefSeq, a predicted model, not a curated record